UGUCAUGCGUUACACCACUGUCGUAAAACGUUUCUGCCUGCUGUUGCAAUGGCGUUUGCUGCGACAGCACUUUCCGGCAGCAGGGAAAUCGAGGAGAAAGCAGCGACAAACGUCGCCAGCGGAUACGUUAUCGCCUUAAAUAUCCUUGGAUUUAUGCGAUAUUCGGUGAACUAACGUGUAUACUGCUUGUUUACCCCUUCGCCUUGUGGAUGAGCUUGUGUUCAACGUUUUCCAAGCGCGAAUCUCCACCUUAAUGCGGUGGGAUGGCCACAGUGCCGCCUGGGCCUAGUAGCGCACUGCCUGCAUCCCCGGCCGACAGUCCUCCUUUCCCCGGGGCUGGGAGCGCCGAGCCGGCGGGGGCAGACGGAGAGCCGGCGUGCCACGGGGACGACUGUGUACCCGCCGGUACGGGGAAGACGUCGGAUCCGAUAAGCGAAGUCAAUAGGUCGGUUAAUAAGAAGCAGAAAAACAUGCUAGCGCGGGCUAGCCCGGCGGCGCUGCACCUCAAAAUGCAGCCCAGAGAGCAGCAGCAGCUGAACGGCCUGGCCAGCCCCUCCGAGGACCCCGACAGCCACCAGCACACAGGGAACCGGCCCAGCAACCCGAGACCGUCCGUGGACAACUGUGACAGCAGCAGCAGCGGCAGCUAUGAGGAGGCUCCGGCCGCAAGAAACAAUAGUGAGCAUUGCCACCAUGAAGGCCACAGCCCCUUCUCCUCCAGUCACUCUCCCCUAGUUAACAACAGCAUGAACGGGGUGCCGGGCUUCACAAGGACUGAGGCGGCCCGCAGCCACCCCGGGGACGAAGGUAAGGAGGAGUUUGACCUCACGGAGCCUCCGAGACCGCCGAGCGGCGAUCCGCCGGACGCCGGGCCUGGCCGGGAGGAGAGCCUCGCCGACCCGCAGCAGCCGCCGGCCGCCGAGCUGGCCCGGCUCCACCUGGGCAGCUCCCCCGGCCGGGCGGAGGAGGAGGACAGCCACGGCAUCCGCUAUGUCCGCUAUGAGUCCGAGCUUCAGAUGCCGUGGAUCAUGAGACUGAUCACCAAGGACUUAUCUGAGCCUUAUUCAAUUUACACCUACAGGUACUUCAUCCACAACUGGCCGCAGCUCUGCUUUCUGGCCAUGGUGGAGCAGGAGUGUGUCGGAGCCAUAGUAUGUAAGCUUGACAUGCACAAGAAGAUGUUCCGUCGUGGCUACAUUGCCAUGCUGGCCGUGGACUCGAAACACAGAAGGAAAAGCAUAGGUACUAAUCUGGUGAAGAAGGCCAUCUAUGCCAUGGUGGAGGGUGACUGUGAUGAGGUUGUAUUGGAGACUGAAAUCACCAACAAAUCAGCCCUGAAGCUGUACGAGAACUUGGGUUUUGUCAGAGACAAGCGGCUGUUCAGAUACUACCUGAACGGAGUGGACGCGCUGCGGCUCAAACUUUGGCUCCGCUAGAGGAAAGAAGAGGGGACGGGGGAGGACGGGACAGCAGGUGCUGUUCACCUCGUACGCUAUCGGCCUGACAGCCUCAGCUCUGCCCUGGUCAUUUCACUCUUAUAUUACACGCACACACACUCACACACAGCACACACACCUCUGUGUACAAACAUAAGGAGUAUGCACAUAAGUAUGCAUAGACACGCAGACACACCCUCUUUUUGUCCUUGACCUCCGAACAACUGUUGUUUAGGCAGAAACGGACUGACAUCCCACCUGGUGUUCUCAUGAAGGGGCCCCUAAAACUUUCUGUGACGAGGAGGGGGAGGGGCUAGUGAGGGCGGUCUCUGGGAUGACCUCGACUGGGGACUAGAUGACCUUUUGACCUUCAAGCUUGGAUGCCACAUUGAACCCGGGACCUGAGGUGUGAGGCAGCUCAAGAGACGUGUGUCCGAUCCCCAGAGGACACGGCACCUCACCCAAUCCUCCUGCAGAACACAGGACAAAAAAUGGACUUAAAGAAAUCGACGACACGUGAAACAAGGAAUCGGGGAGGCAUAAACAGACUGGGAAGAAAAUAUUUGUGGAGUUUAUUUUUGUGUUUCUUUUUUAACCUUGUGAGUUGGACGGGGGACGGAAAAAGCUAUAGUAUGACUGUGUGUUUGUACCGCCUCAUGUUUUUUUUUCUUUUGGGAGUGCUUGGCUUGUUUUUGUGUGCAUGUGUAAGUGGCGUGGUUGGUUUCACUGUGAGCAAGUGUGUUGGUGCGACUGUGUGAGCGCAUGCUCGGUUGGAACUGUGUGUACUUUUGUUUUUGUUUCCCAUCCUGUCCAAUGGGCGCAGCAGCUCCCUGCUGCUGUUCCCAUCACCUGCCUCAGCCUCCAGGACUGAAGCCUGUAAAGAUAUGCAUGCAUUUAUUUUAAUGUGAGUGUGGGGGAAAGUGUGAAGAGUGUGUGUUGAUUAACCCAGUCUGAGGCUAACCCUCCGAACCCCUUCCUGUGUUUGGUGUAAGCAUGUUGGUGCAGAGCAGUUGAUCGAAACAAAUCACUCCAUUAGCACCUCAAACGUUGCCCAUCUGGUGGAUCCACCACCUUUUUUUUUUUUUUUUGCUUCAGUGUCCUUCACUAAAUCUCUCAUCAUCAAACCCUGAAAGUAUGGGUGAGGAGUUUUUCUUUCUAUUUUUGCAGAUCAGAACUUGUUUUCCCCUAAUGCACUGCCAGCCGCUGCAAAAUUCCCAAAAAGGAGAAGAUAGUCUUUUUAAAGAGACUCCUUGCCAAUGACGGAGUGGUCAAACGUGUCCUCCUCCGUCUUAGUUUACUCCUUUUAGAAUAUAUCUCCUUAUUGCAAGUGCCACUCAAUCCAUCAGCACUCUCAGCCACAACUGCAGUGAUGUGCCCCGCGAACGGGCGCCACACGAGCAGCCUCGGCCGCUCUCUGGUCUACGCUCGGCACCGGACCGGAGGCGAAGUGUUACAUAUGCUGGAAUCCUGUUUGAGUAUGCUGUGUGUGUGUUAUCUCUUGAUAAAAAAAGGAAAAUAGUCAAGUAUUCUUAGCAGAUUAUAUUUUAUUCUUUUGUUCGCUUUCUGUUCGUUUAGAUUGUCUAAUAUACACCUGUAUGACCUCUCGCUGCUCAGAAGCAGCCGAGUCCACAAUGCACUUCCCAGGUGCCCUAACUUGAUGCACAACCAACCUCGCUAACAUUUUGAGAUCUCCGACCCGGAGCGCGUCAUAGAUGCACCCGGAUGUUCCAAUCCACACUAAUUAUGGCAAAGAAAGUUUGCUUCAACCGCUUUUUUUUUCUUCUUAAAAGUAAUAUGAACAAAGGUCAGAUGCACUUCUUUGGAAAUUGCUGCAGUGUGUAUGUGUACGUGUGGAUGUGUCUGUGUGUGUUCUGUUACUUUGACAAUGGUGUGGGUCUGUUAGACUUUUAUUUCUCUACUUUCAGAGGCCCUGCACAGGAAAAUCAAAGCCUUUGAGGUGCUGGUUUUGUUCCAGCAUAGUAAGGACAACAGAAAGGAACAAAGUGCACACUUUUAUAGCUCUAAAAGUUGAGUUAGUGCUCAAUGUGAUAGAGCGGGUAGAAGACAGUUUGGUUGAUAUCUGAAGGGAGAAUAAAACCUAAAAGUAGGGAUGCACCGAUCUGACAUUUUCAGUCCUGGGCUUUGGGUACUGGCCGACAGAGUAUAAAUGAAAUUACAGUGUUAAAUUAAUAAACUCUAUGCCGCAAUGUUUGGAAAGGAAUGGGAUCAAUCUUUAUGCAAUGUCAGGCUUGAGUUAAACAUUGCUUUCCUACCUUUUGUAAAACGUAUAUAGCAAAAUAAAUAUAAGAAUUCCAUAUAAAUAAAUUUACAGUAUUUCUAUUUUAUUAAGUUUUUUAUUAAGAUAAUGAGUCAUGCACCAGCAACUUGGUAACAAAAAAUAUUCAAAAUGAACAGGAAUGCAGCAGCAAAUUGGCCAAAACUUAAAUGGGAAUUAAAAUCCCUUUGUCUAAUGUAUAUAGUAUAUAAACAUAGUAUUGAAUGGAAUAGUUUGGCCCCAUCGUCACAAUACCUGAUCCAGCUAUUUAAGUCUUAGUAUCUGCACCCUUUCUAAAAUUAGCUUUGAUUUUCCAACCCAAAUUGGAAAAACAACCCACAUCACAGGAUGUUAGUGAUUUUAAGUAAACUUCAAAUUAUGCAAUUGGACAUCUGUGUGCUUUUAUCCUGCCUACAGUAUUGAGUAGAAAGCACUGCAGCACACUGCCAUGUGGCACAAUCAGAGUGAAAUCUGAUCAAAAUAUUGACCUCAGAACAAACAAAAGUCUCCAGCAAACCCUCAUAGUGGUCACAUGUUUUAAUGAUUCAAGGACUGAUGGGUAUAAAUGACUCUAUGGGACCUUGUUCAUGUUUUGGGUUUAUGUCCUCUCUCAGCAGUCCAACUGAGAUGGUCCUCCCAGGAGCCCAGGACUGAAAGGGAGAGUAGAUGUUUACAGAGUUGCCACCUUUAUAACAGCCUGUGUAUGUAUGUAUGUAUGUAUGUUUGUGUCUGUGUGCAUUUGGAACAAUGGAUCAGAUGACCUAUUUUUCUUUUUUUUUUCCAGAUUUGUAUACGAGUGUUGCUCUAUUCCUCGGAUAUGUUGAGAGAAUGUGUUUUUGUGAAUCAUCGGUUGGUAAGGGGGCAGUUUGGGUUGAUUUAUCAGAUUUGAUUUUUAUUUUUUAAUUUCUGUGCUACUUUAGCCCAUCCAGAGGUUUAACGAGAAUUACGAGCCGUUCAUAGUGGGCAUAUGAAAAACACCCAACUAAUAUCUUUACUGCUCAUCCGCCUCUCUAAAUUUCAGUUAUUACCCCGUGUAAACUCCUGGUUUAUUUUGGAGGUAAAAUUUUCUGUACCUGUGUUGGACACUUGUCUCCCCUCUUGUGUCCCCUCACUGUCUGGGCCUUUUCUUUUUUUAUACAGUGACUACUAAUGGGUGAAAGGACAGGGUAGGUUAACACCUUACAAAAUGAACCUGUCUCGUUCUUUCAAACCAGCCGUCAGUAUGAGGAGGUGGUUUUCUUUUGGUUUUUUUGUUUUUUUUGAAGGAAAAGUAUCUGUUGUCUUUUUUGUUUUACUCCUGUGAAACUCUGGCAGUUCCAUAUGGGCAUUACAGCCUCUUAACACAGAGCCAAAUGGCUCUUUUUAGCUCAUGAUCACAGACUGAAGGGCUUCGUCAUCUAUAUCAGUUUGUAGCCAUGGCCUGCAGUGUUGCAUAGUUUUACCCAGCUCUCUCUGACAAUGCUUUUGGAAUACGUUUUGACUUGACAUGCCAGUUCAGUGUUCACAGAUGACAGAGGCAGUUUCUUUCCUCCUCCUGAACGUCCGCUGUGCUAUCCAGGUAGCUUAUUCUAACAAUCACACGCCCACCUCUCUGUCCUCACCCGGGGCGACAUCUGCCAUCCUACAUUUCUAGUGUUACAAUUUUAAAUUCCCCCCAGAAACCAGUUUGUUGGUGAGAUUAACAAUUGUCUCGGCUGCCAUGCACCACAAACAUCUGUGGUCCCUACAACCAACCAACCACAGCGACUUCCUGCAGUCUUUUCGGGGCGGCCGGCGCCGCCUCCACCGCCAUCCACAAAGUGUGCAAAGGGGAGAGCAAAAGGUUUUUUUGCAUGUCAGAUUUCUGUUUCCCCUGUUCCUCUUCCCUGUCCCCUCUCUUGAUUUUGAUCUGGAAAUGUCCGAUAGCUUUUAUUUAAUGUGGAAAAAGAACACAGAAAUAAAUUAUUUGAUUUUUUUAAUGCUGUAAACUGG
This is a messenger RNA of Centropristis striata (black sea bass), 5682 nucleotides long. It is a transcript of the gene naa30, whose product is annotated as N-alpha-acetyltransferase 30, NatC catalytic subunit. Gene Ontology annotation, cellular component: NatC complex. NCBI's taxonomy places the organism in Eukaryota, Metazoa, Chordata, Actinopteri, Perciformes, Serranidae. The record is from RefSeq and is a predicted model, not a curated record. The transcript is spliced from 4 exons. The coding region runs from base 264 to 1436 and encodes 390 amino acids. Gene Ontology annotation, molecular function: protein-N-terminal amino-acid acetyltransferase activity. Gene Ontology annotation, biological process: N-terminal peptidyl-methionine acetylation.